Messenger RNA from Cricetulus griseus (Chinese hamster), 381 nucleotides. Lineage: Eukaryota; Metazoa; Chordata; Mammalia; Rodentia; Cricetidae. The record is from RefSeq and is a predicted model, not a curated record.
AUGCCGGAGCCUUCUCGCUCCACUCCAGCCCCCAAGAAGGGUUCCAAGAAAGCCAUUACCAAGGCGCAGAAGAAAGACGGCAAAAAACGCAAACGGGGCCGCAAGGAGAGCUACUCCAUCUAUGUGUACAAGGUGCUGAAGCAGGUGCAUCCAGACACCGGCAUCUCGUCCAAGGCCAUGGGCAUCAUGAACUCCUUCGUCAACGACAUUUUCGAGCGCAUCGCCAGCGAAGCCUCCCGCCUGGCGCAUUACAACAAGCGCUCGACCAUCACGUCCCGAGAGGUGCAGACGGCCGUGCGUCUGCUGCUGCCCGGGGAGCUGGCCAAGCAUGCCGUGUCCGAGGGCACUAAGGCUGUCACCAAGUACACCAGCUCCAAGUGA